This is a messenger RNA of Opisthorchis viverrini, 648 nucleotides long. RefSeq lists its product as hypothetical. Lineage: Eukaryota; Metazoa; Platyhelminthes; Trematoda; Opisthorchiida; Opisthorchiidae. The record is from RefSeq and is a predicted model, not a curated record. The transcript is spliced from 4 exons. The annotation marks the transcript as partial.
AACCACGGCCUACCUAUCUAUACUGUCUGCCCACGUCCAAUUCAAUAUACUGUUCACUGCCCAAUUGCGACCACUGGAGAAACGCAGAAAGAGUCCAAUAAAUGACGAGGUGACUCAGUGGUUGGAGCACGAAUUUCCUGACCAGAAGGUUUAUGGUUCGAACCCGACCUCUGGUUCUCAACUUUCCCUGCCCAGGCUUGAGCAACCUGGCAGUAGCACAGCCCUCGUGCUUCCUUCUGGUGGCAUGGCAAUUAGGAACCUAAAGGGUGCCACAGCUGAACUAUGUGUUGACCCGAACCUGCCAGAUUCGACGGUGACUCAGUGUUUGGAGCACGAAUUUACUGAACAGAAGGUUCAUGGUUCGAACCCGACCUCUGGCUCUCGACUUUCCCUGCCCAGGCUUGAGCAACCUGGCAGUAGCACAGCCCUCGUGCUUCCUUCUGGUGGCAUGGCAAUUAGGAACCUAAAGGGUGCCACAGCUGAACUAUGUGUUGACCCGAACCUGCCACAUUCGACGUUAAUCGAACAGUGGCCAGAAAGAAACCCUAUGAUUAAUACUCCGGUUAUCCUCCCUCAUGUGCUUGGUCACUCGGCUCGUCCAAAGACCACACAGGCUCACUCUAUCCAGUUGGCACCCAAUGAAACAUA